AUGGCUGCUCCCGACGCGAGCAAGUUCACCACCUCCGACCAGAUCUUCUCCGCGAGCCACACGCUCCCGCAGAUUCGCUCCAUUCACAAGGCCCUUCAUGUCGAGAUCGAGGACAAGGCAAGCCGCCUGCGCACGCGGGUAGGCGGAUCUUAUCGCGACCUGCUGGGCACGGCCGAUACCAUUGUGCAGAUGCGCAACGACAACGAUGCGGUCCAGGAGCUCCUUGGUAACAUGGGCUGGCGGUGUGGCAGGGCGGUGGUGUCGACAAAGGUUGCUGGCAUGGCCAAGUUUGUGGAAAAAGAACGCAAGUCGGAUAUUGCCGAGGCUGCUAGGCAAAGGUUGCUGGAUGGAUGCCUGUUGGUAGUCGGUAGGCUGCUGAGGGGUCGUGGAGAGCUGGACGAGAGCAUCAAAACAGGCGACAGACUGGUGCUGACGGCCAAGGUGUGGGUAUUGAGCCGCCUCCUGGUCAAGAGUUUAGGGACCGAGUUCCCCAGCGACGAGGCUCGACAAGUCGCCGAUGCGGCCAAGAAGAAGCUCGAUAGCCUGCGCCGCCGGCUCAAGAGAACCCUGGAGAAGACCAUGGAGAAGGCCGGUGGCGACUCUGACAGGGACGACGUGCUAAAGGCUCUGGCUGCGCACAGUCUUGCAAAUAGCUCCGGCGCCAAGGAUACUCUACGGCACUUCUUUGAAGUGCGCUUCAAAGCCCUGGCAGUGGCCUUGGAUUCCGAGGAAGACGAGCGUGUCGGAAGCUCAGAGGAUGUGAUCCAGAGCCUCACGCUCUACGCCCGAACUCUGCUGGAUGUUCAGGCUUUGGUGCCAAACAAGCUCUCACAGGCGCUCAAUGCCCUGACAAAGAAACCCCUUCUGGAGGACGCCUCGCUGCAGAAGCUGGAAGGACUACGGCUCGACAUUUUUGAGAGGUGGUGUGGCGAAGAGAUUCAAUAUUUUACACCCUUUAUCCGGCACGACGACCUUGACGGGACGCAGGCAAGGGAAAUGUUUGACGGCUGGGUUGAAAAGGGCCAACAAGUGUUGCUUCGUGGUUUGAGCAAGACGCUGGAGACCAUGCAGGAUUUCAAAUCCAUAACGGAGCUGCGGACAAGCCUUCUUCAGCUAUGGAUACGCGAAGGCAGUAAAGUGCGAGGUAUCGAUCCCGAAGAAAUGCAAAACAGUCUGCGAAAGGCCGUUAAUGCGCAAAUGCUUGCCGUUUUGGACUCAAAGGUCACCAAGCUUCAUAUUGUUGGCUCCGAAAUAAAGGCUACGCUGGAAAGCUGGAAAGAUGGUUCGACAGGGAAAGUGCCAGGGCUAUGGGAUGAAGAAGGCUACGAGGAUGCCCUGUCCAACGGAGCUCGCCCGUUUCUGCAAGAGGUCGCGUCGCGAUUCUAUGGCCGCAGUGAUGCUGUGUCAAAGGCACUCAACUGUUACUACUCCUGGUUUCAUAUCAUCGACGACGUGAAAGAGGUGGUAGGGCAACUAGAGAAGCAGCGAUGGGAUAACGACUUUGACGAAAUCGAAGAUGAAGAGACUAUAGAGGCGAGACAGCAGUUGUUAAGCAAGGAUGACCCGAAGAUGCUGCAGCAGAAGCUAGACACCAGCCUUGAUGCGUCCUUUGAAGGCCUCGAAAAGGAGAUGCAGCAGCUGUGGGAUGGCAAAUCCGAGAGUGGCAGCAGCAGCGCCAUCGCCAUGUACCUGGUUCGAGUCCUGAGAGACAUUCGUCGGCAAUUGCCACAACGUGACACCAUUAAGGAGUUUGGCCUGAGCAUGGUUCCCGCGCUCCACCAGACAAUUGUUCUCUCAGCGUCAGAAUCUCCUGUGGAUGAAUUCGUGACGGCUGGACUCUCUGGGAGGAUAGCAAUUGGUAGACCUCUUUGGGAGGGCAACCCUGCAUUACCAAAUCAGCCAUCGCCAGAGACUUUUCAAUUCCUCCAUAGCUUGUUGCUCUCUCUGUCGGCGGCGGGAGUUGAUUUGUGGACUGCAGCUGCAUUAGCCGCUUUGAAAAAGCAUGUGAGUCGGCGGCUAUGCGAAGCUUGGAAUCAAGAGCUGCAGAGCAGAGUAUUUGAUAAGGAAGUCAAGGAAGAAAAGGAGGACGCCGAGAAGGAAGUAGAAAAGCCGAAAGAAGAGGGUGAGGAGGAAGAAAACAAGGCAGAAGAGGCCAGUGGAGAGGAAGAAAAAGAACCAAAGGAAGAUGCAGAGAAAGAGGCGGAGCCAAAAGAAGAUGGCCAAGGAGAAGACGGCGGAGAUGCAAAGGAAGAGACCGAGGAAAAGGAAGAGCUUGUCAAAGAUGAAAAUGACAAGGAGGCUGAGAAAGAGGAGGACGAUACGUCCAGCAAUGAUCAACUGCGAGAUCUUUGCGUCCAGUGGUUGUUCGACAUUUCUCUCCUCCGGCUCUCAGUCGGAAAUGAAGCGGGCGAGACGGCAGAUGAGUUCCAAAAACUGGAAGAUGCAGUAUAUGAGCGCAGCGGCCUGGAAGAUUCAUCACGGCAACACGUCGGCAAGGCAGCAAAGCACUUUUGGAGCCGGACGAGCCUGUUGUUUGGAUUAUUGGCAUGA
Molecule: messenger RNA, 2550 nt
Organism: Trichoderma aggressivum f. europaeum
Lineage: Eukaryota; Fungi; Ascomycota; Sordariomycetes; Hypocreales; Hypocreaceae
Exons: 1
Coding region: 1-2550 (849 amino acids)
Biological process (GO): intra-Golgi vesicle-mediated transport
Cellular component (GO): Golgi apparatus; COG complex
Source: RefSeq, a predicted model, not a curated record